GUCUGCGGCCGAGCGGCCUGAGUGUCCGCGCCCGCACCCGUGUGGGCCCCGAGAGGCGGAGGAUCGAGAAGGGGGCCCGGCCAUCUACCUCUUCCCCAUGCCCAGAGAUCUCUACAGCGUCCAUGCUGUGACCCCUACAGCUGACUGGCACAUGGAGACAGAACCAGCUCCAGGAAGAUGUUCAGUAGUCAGGUGUCUACCCACAGCAGGAAUCUGGUGGGAGGCCACCAGCUGUUAACAAGACAAUUGCUUUAAUAAAGCUUCUUUACAGGUGGCAUUUUCCUGUCCCCCAGGAUUGGUUUCAGUCAUUUGUCUGCUCAUCUGUUUAACUGUUCUUCACUGAGCACCUCUCUCUGCCAUGCCUGGUCUGGGCUUCGAGACUGCAACGAGGGUCAUCCCACAGUCUUGAGACCCCCGCUGCCUCAGUCCUGCCGCUUGCUCCUGCAGGAGAUUUUCUGGCCUGCAUUCAGAAUUCUCAAAUCCAGGGAUAUUUUAUCGUGAAGAAAAAUGAGAAGAAACAUCACCAAAACCAGUGCCACCACAGGCAAUAGCACCAAAUCGGGCAGCACCAAAGCCAGAGAUUUAAUGUGCAAAAUGGCGAUUAUACCAGAUUGGCAUACUUGGCAUCCUCGUGCACGAAAAUUCACAUAUUUAAGACCCCACUCUUCACCUUGCAGAGUGUAUUCAUGGAAUGGUUUCCAAAAUAUGUUCAGACCUUCUUCUUCAACCACAGCUGUUGCAAAUCCAAUACUAUCCUUCUUAGAUGUUAAACGGAUUUUAUUUCAAAAAAUUGCUGAUAAAGGGGAUGAGUUGAAAAAAGCCUUUCAGCUGCUCGAUACUGGUCAGAACCAGACGGUGUCAAAAAGUGAAUUGAGACGAGCCAUCACCACCUUCCUUCUGCCUCUGACAAGAGAACAGUUUCAAGAUGUAUUGGCUCAGAUCCCCCUCACCAGUUCUGGUGCUGUGCCAUACCUCGAAUUCCUGUCCAGGUUCGGUGGAAGCAACGUAAAUGUAAAUGUUAUGAAGAGGAUAUCUGGGAAUGAAAUGAGUCAAUGCCGGCCAUUAAAAGAACUUGAAGUCCAAGCAGGAGAAAAGAUUUUCAAAAACAUUAAAACUGUUUUCAAAGCCCUGAAACUCAUCGAUGUUAACGAGACUGGACUGGUUCAAGCACAUGAUCUCAGAAGGGUCCUGGAGACCUUCUGUUUGAAGAUGAGCGAUGAUGAAUACAAAAUAUUUUCAAAUUACUACAACAUUGAUAAAGAUACUGCAGUGGAUUAUAAUGCUUUUUUGAAGAACCUCAGUACAAACAGUGCCUUGAACCUGAAAUAUGUUAUGGGAAAUCAAGAAGUCUUAGGGGGGAAUCAGCAAGUCAAAAAUUUCAAAAAGGAGUGCUUAUCCAGGUCUAAAUCUACCGAAGAUAUCUGGAAAAAAUACAACUUAGAUGAAAUUGAGAAGACUUUUUGCCAAGAGCUUUCGAAGUCCUAUGAAAAGGUUGAAAAAGCCCUCAGUGCAGGAGACCCUGCCAAAGGUGGAUAUGUAUCUUUGAAUUACCUAAAGGUCGUCCUUGACACGUUUGUAUGCCAGUUACCAAGAAGGAUUUUUAUCCAGUUAAUGAAAAGAUUUGGACUUAAAACCACCAGUAAAAUCAGUUGGAAGCAAUUUCUAACAUCAUUUUAUGAACCUCAGCAGUCGGGAGUUAGCAGGACAGCUCUCAUGGCAAAAAAGAAUAGAAAUCACUCUUGCAAGGAAAAUAUUAUCGUGAAGCUACGUAGAUAUGCUGGAGGUCAUCUCACAUCGUUGAAGGAGGCAUUACUGAUACCCAGCACUGAUCUUGGUGGACAUAUAAGAAGGAAAGAACUGCAAAAUAUUUUAAAUUGCAUGGCUUUUAAAAUAAGUGAUUCAGAAUUCAAAGAACUAAUGCAAAUGCUUGACCCCAGGGAGACUGGAUUGGUUAAUGUCAACUCAUUUUUUGAACUGCUUGAAGAAGAGAACCUGAAGAUGAGAAAACAAUCCCCUUGUACAGACAAUAAGGCACUUCUUCUGGCUUGGGAUUCAGUUGAAGAAAUGGUUCGUGAUGUGAUUAAUAGGAAUCUUCAUGCUUUUCAUAACAUGCUACAGUCAUAUGACUUCGGAGACACUGGGUUCAUUAGCCGAAAUGGUUUCAAGAAAGUCAUGCACAUGUUCUGCCCAUUUUUAACCAGUGAACAUUUAAUAAAACUCUGCAGUAAAUUUCAGGAUGCUGCUUCAGGAAGAAUCCUUUACAAGGAACUCUUGGCAUGCCUGGGAAUUAUCGGCCCGCCCGCCGUCUCUCCAGUUCGUGUUCCCAAGGUCCAGCCGCUGAGUGAGCAGGCUCACAAAGAGGGACAGCAGGGGCCGCGUCUCUCUGAGAGGACUAAGCCCACUGAGGACAAAACCACCUUGACCAAAGAAGAAGUUAUUGAAAAGCUCAAAAACUGUAUACAGCAGCAAGACCCAACAUUCAGAAAACGAUUUCUUGACGUCAGCAAGGAACCUAAUGGAAAAAUUAAUGAACAUGAGUUCAAGAAGGUACUGGAAGACACCGGGAUGCCCAUGGAUGAGGAGCAGUAUGCUCUGCUGACUAAAAAAAUAGGAUAUGAGAAAGAAGGGAUGAGUUAUCUUGAUUUUGCAACAGGAUUCGAAGAUACUAAAAUGAGUUGGCCAGAAGCUGCUACACCUCAGACUGUAGUUUUCACAAGGAGUAACUUGGAUACCCGCUUCCUAACUGCCGAAGAGUGCCUGCAGCUUUUCCCCCAGAGACUGAAGGAAUCGUUCCAGGACCCCUACUCUGCCUUCUUCAAGAUAGACACCGACAGAGAUGGCAUAAUCAACAUGCACGACCUCCACCGGCUGCUGCUGCGCCUCCUGCUCAAUCUCAAAGACGAAGAGUUUGAGCGUUUCCUUAGCCUUUUGGGUUUGAGACUUAGUGUCACCUUAAAUUUUCGGGAAUUUCGAAACUUGUGUGAGAAGGGAGUGUUCAGAACAGAUGAAGCGCCUCAGAGACUCGUCAGACCAAAACAGAAGCUUACAGAUUCAGAGCUAGCUUGCGAACAGGCUCAUCAAUAUCUUGUUACCAAAGCAAAAAACAGAUGGGCAGACUUGUCAAAGAAUUUUAUAGAAACUGAUAAUGAGGGCAAUGGCAUUCUUCGUCGGCGGGAUAUAAAGAACGCGCUCUAUGGUUUUGAUAUUCCCCUCACACCAAGAGAAUUUGAAAAGCUUUGGAUGAGGUACGACACGGAGGGAAGAGGGCACAUUACGUAUCAAGAGUUUUUACAGAAAUUGGGUAUCAGCUAUUCCGCAGCAGUUCAUCGACCCUACGCUGAGGGUUACUUCAAUUUCAUGGGUCAUUUCACGAAGCCACAGCAGGUGCAGGAAGAGGUCAGGGAACUGCAGCAGAACACAGGGAAGGCCCUGCCAGGCAGGGAUCAGCUUCAAGAUCAUUAUCAAGAUAUCAUCAAAGCACUCACCAAACUAGAUAAAUCCAAAAAUGGCUGCAUAUCCAUAAGCAAGAUGCAGAAGGCACUGCAAGAAUGCUGCUGUUCUCUUAAGGAAGAGGAGUUGACACACCUUCUAAACAGUUGGGGAAUCAGCCGGCAUGAUAAUCAGGUCAAUUACCUUGACUUCUUGAGAGCAGUGUAUAACAGCAAGUCACCAAGACCUCAGCCAACUGAGAAAGAAGAGAGCCAGCCAAUCAAUUUUGCAACCCUGAAUCCAGAGGAGGUGGUCAAAAACAUCCAGGAGGUUGUCGCUUCCUCCCAUCAGGCUUUGUUAAAGGCAUUUUCUACAUUGGAUAAAGAGGACACUGGGUUUAUAAAGGCUACGGAAUUUGGACAAGUUCUUAAGGAUUUCUGUUACAGACUAACGGAUAACCAGUAUCAUUAUUUUUUGAGGAAACUAAGAAUUCAUCUCACCCCCUAUAUAAAUUGGAAGUACUUUCUCCAGAACUUCAGCUGUUUCCUUGAGGAGACUGCUGUCGAGUGGGCUGAGAAAAUGCCGAAAGGCCCCCCACCUGUGUCUCCCAAAGAAAAGGCAAGGAGAGACCUCGUGGCGCGUCUUCGCAAAGCAGUGGCUUCCCGCUACGGUGCCAUCGCACGGGAGUUUGAGAACUUCGACACCAUGAAGACACACACUGCCUCCCGGGAUGAGUUCAGGGCCAUCUGCACCCGUCACGUCCAAAUCCUGACAGAUGAACAAUUUGACCGACUCUGGAGCGAGAUGCCAGUGGAUGCCAAAGGGAAGCUGAAGUACCAGGACUUCCUGAGCAGGUUCAGUUCAGGGAAGGCAGAGACCCCGCUGGCAACCAGCAACUCGGGCAGGGCCCAGAGGGGCAGCAGUGUGCCCCUCGGCUCAGGGGGCAUCAGGUCUGUGGCAUCCUCGCCCACUGGAGACCUACAGGAAGGGCCCAAGUCCCGGAGUCACCCCUGCACUCCAGCUAGUACAGCCCCAUGGCCAAGAACUCUGCCCCUGCAGAACUGUGAACCCAUAGAGAACAAGCUCAGAAAGAAAAUUCAAGGUUGUUGGCGAGAACUCCUGAAGGAAUGCAAAGAGAAGGAUGUGAACAAACAAGGAGAAAUCACCACGUUUGAGUUCCUGGCCCUUGUAGAGAAAUUCAACCUGGACGUAAGCAAAGAGGAGUGUCAGCAGCUCAUUGUAAAGUACGACUUGAAGAACAACGGUAAAUUUGCUUACUGUGACUUCAUUCAGAGCUGUGUGCUAUUGUUAAAAGCAAAGGAAACCUCACUGAUGCAGAGAAUGAAAAUUCAGAAUAUGCACAAAAUGAAAGAAGCUGGUGCAGAGACUUCUUCCUUUUACUCUGCGUUGCUGCGUAUUCAGCCCCAAAUCUUGCACUGCUGGAGGCCAAUGAGGCGCACAUUCAAAACCUACGAUGAGGGCGGAACGGGGUUUUUAAACGUGGCCGAUUUCAGGAAGGUCCUGAGACAGUACAGCAUCAACCUCUCCGAGGAGGAGUUCUUCCAUAUUCUCGAGUAUUAUGACAAGACACUCUCUUCAAAAAUAUCCUACAACGACUUCCUGCGGGCUUUCCUCCAGUAGGUGUCGGCCAGGCCCAGCAAGGACAGACCCAGGCACCAAGGGCCUGUCCCCAAGACGAAUAAAAUCCUGAUUUUCCAGAAACAAAGCUCAAACCCAGGCCACACCCCGCCUCCCUUCCAGCUGAGAGGGCCGGCUCUGGCACCAGCUGGAGGUUUCUCCCAGCAGCCUGGCUCCAAGGCUGCCCCGCUGGGCCUCAGACAACCCCUCACACUUUAGUCUGAGCAAAUAAAAAGUUAGCCUUUGCAGGAAUGAUUCUUAAGACUUUAUGAGAACCACCAAUGAUAAAACACUUAGCGUUUCGGAGGUUUCUUUUGUGAGAGCCUGCCGGCCACUCCUCCAACCCAGGGCCCUCAGUGAUGUCAUCCGAGCAGCACCUCCUCGGUUCCUUUGUCCUUGUCCUGGAUCAGAUGUGACACUUGUGCCCUCCUGCUGUGCUCACCACCGUGGCCACAUCUCUGCUCCUGGAAGCACCCACCGUGGCUGGCCUCGUGCCCAGGGCACCUAUACUGGGCACACCCCCGCCAGCCUGCCCUCACCAGGACCAUCUGGCCCCAUCUGGCCCCUCGGUGCUGGGCCACAGCCCUCCAAGGCCGGGCCACGCCAGCUGCCAAUUGGGAACACCCACCAGAGACCGUUUUGAGAGGGACCUUCCUUGGAAAGGACGGGGUUUGACAAGCCCAAAGAGGACAUUUUAAAACCCCUGAGCUCCUUCCCACCUACGGUGAUGCCAUCACCCACUGAAAGAGCGAUGUGGGCAGAAGAAGAGCAGUUGUCUGACUACUGUCUGUUAGUCAGGGAGGGGCAGUGAGAAGGCCCCCACCCACCCCGGCCCACGCUGGCCAAAGCUGCCGAGCCGAGAUCCCCUCUCUGCGCCUUCUCAGGCACCAGUUAGGCCUCAGCUCCAGUGAGGCUGGCACUGCCAAACCGGACCACCGCACACCCCAUGGGGAGAAGCAUCCGGCCCGGCUUGCAGUGCCCACUGCAGCCCUUGGUUUCCUGCAAAAUGUCUGCCUGGGUCAUGUUUGUUUCUGUGUGUCCUGAACCCUCAGGCUGGACCCCCAGACUGAGAGGGGGUGGGCUUCAAGGUGAGGGGCUGCACCGCACAGGCCAGGCCCAGGUCCCGGAGCAUCCAGCUCUUCUCUUGUCUAAUCCUUCGAGUAGCUCCUGUCUGGCAAGCAGUGAUUUGAGGUUUUGAGGUGGGGCUGAUUUUCAUCUGAUGUGGUGUUCCUCUGUAAUCCACCUGAACCGGGAGGCCCAGACUCUGCAGUUGAGGAGAUUUGCUUUUGAACAAAUUGUCUGGGGCUGAGGAGCUUGCCAACCGUGCAAAAUAAACACAUCUUU
Molecule: messenger RNA, 6411 nt
Organism: Choloepus didactylus (southern two-toed sloth)
Lineage: Eukaryota; Metazoa; Chordata; Mammalia; Pilosa; Megalonychidae
Gene: EFCAB6
Product: EF-hand calcium binding domain 6
Exons: 34
Coding region: 508-5070 (1520 amino acids)
Cellular component (GO): nucleoplasm
Molecular function (GO): calcium ion binding
Source: RefSeq, a predicted model, not a curated record